This is a messenger RNA of Aplosporella prunicola CBS 121167, 1194 nucleotides long. RefSeq lists its product as uncharacterized. Bases 1 to 1032 code for a protein of 343 amino acids. The transcript has a single exon. NCBI's taxonomy places the organism in Eukaryota, Fungi, Ascomycota, Dothideomycetes, Botryosphaeriales, Aplosporellaceae. The record is from RefSeq and is a predicted model, not a curated record.
AUGUACAUUCACAGCACACCACAAGACAUAACGACCAUGUCUCCCCCUCCUCACAAACGCCCCAACGGCGAAUCCACCAACCCAACCCCCACGCACACACCAACCAACAACCAAACGACCCCCCCAAGCGCCAGCGCCGCGCACCGCAUCUUCCGCACGCCCGAACUCCUCGAACUCAUCCUCCUCGCCCUAGCCAGCGAGCACGGCCCCGCCUCCUCGCCCCUAACCAACAGCCUAAGCAUGACGGCGCUCAUCCACGCCCGCCAGGUCUCGCGCCACUGGCGCGCGGUCGUCGACGUCUCGCGCGCCCUGCGCCGCGUCCUCUUCCUCGAGCCUACAGGCAAGCUGACUGAGAGCCUCUUCGACGUGCUCAAAGACACGAGCACGAGCGCUGCUGCUGACGCUGACGUGCCGUAUCUAGGCGGAGUCAGCACCGACCUCAGCACAAGCUCGCACGUCCACAUCAACCCCCUGCUGCAGGCGGGCUUCGGCGCAGAAAUCUGCGGUUUCCUCUCCCCCGCCUCCUCAGUGGCUGACAACCGGAACACGACGCACCUGUCCAUCCCCGACUGGGUGCCGACAGCGCACUACCUCGCCUUCUUCGGCACCGCAUCCUCAUCACCCACAAGCGCCACCUCCGACCCGCUCGACACCGACAGCGAUAGCCCCGCCGCAAAACGCAGCAUCCCAUUCCCCUGGCCUUUAAUCUGGUCGUCCUUGCACAGUUCCGCGCGCACGCCGCUCUUCGCAGACAUGCUGGCGACGCAGCCGCCGGUGGCGCGCCUGCUGUGUCGCUGCGGGGAGUUGGUGCCUGGCCUCCUUGUCUGCGAGAACGGGGUCAGGAUGCGGCAUUUGCUGCUUUGGCGGGAUGCGGUGGUGCGGGUACUAGAGGGUGAGGAGAAGCUGUGGGAGCCGGACGAGUGGAAGGGGCUGCUGGUUAGGGUUGUCGAUGCGGCGAAUGUGGACGGGAGGGUCGUGAGGGACGCCGUCUUUCUGGGGGAGAGACUCUUGGGGGAGGGUGCGGAUGAUUAGGGAAGGGAUUAAGGCGAGCUUAUGCGCUGCUGGAUGUAAGGAUUGGAUGCGGAGUUGGUGGCUGUGGGCGGUUUCUUGUGGUUUUAGAGUGGAUUUUGAGACCAGGCGGAGUCGGUGAUAAGCGCUGAGCUUGGAUAAAUUACCUAUGACCUAUAGACGCUG